Molecule: messenger RNA, 9579 nt
Organism: Dicentrarchus labrax (European seabass)
Lineage: Eukaryota; Metazoa; Chordata; Actinopteri; Moronidae
Gene: nsd1b
Product: nuclear receptor binding SET domain protein 1b
Biological process (GO): regulation of DNA-templated transcription
Cellular component (GO): nucleus; chromatin
Molecular function (GO): protein binding; histone H3K36 methyltransferase activity
Source: RefSeq, a predicted model, not a curated record
AAGGGAGGCGGGGGGGUGAGUGUUUCAUAGGAUCCAGGCCUAGUAGUGUUGCCGCUGGGACUCUCCUCAUCCGCUCUCAAAAAACUGGAAAUUGGCGCAUUUAAACGCGUCAAUGAGCGGGUCGAGGGUCACGUUCGCGGUGACCGACACCGGAAUGGGAGGAACCAUGCCAGCAUGAGCGGGCCUUACUCGGGCCCUCACCAGUCCAGCUGCCCUUUGACCCCAGGCCGUGACCUCUCCAGACACCAUGACCACCGCAUCGGCCUAACCAUGUCUGCCGCCGCCUCCUCCCUCAAGCAUGUGUACGGGUUCACGCAGAGGGACCACUCCUCCUCCACCUCCUCCUCCUCUUCCUCCUCCUACAGUCCUCUCAGGAGGCUGCAGCACCUCACCUCCAUGGUGAGCCAGCCGGACCUGGUCCUGCCGGCGAGGGAGCCGGAGAGGAGCUGGGAGUGGGGCGUGAGUAAGAAGGAGAGGGACUCCUUGGGUGACGGUGGCAAUUAUUCCGGCUCCCAGAAUGCCAGCCGGGAGGAGAGCUUCGGUAAACCCUCGAAACAACCUGCGGUCCAAACAGGAAGCAGAGACACGCCAGCAGAGAAAAAGACAGAAGCUUGUUUCUCGGCCCCGCCGAGUCCGGCCUUCUCCCUGGACAGCAACAGCCCCUUCGCCAACGGCUUCCUACACUUCGAAUCCUCUUUGUUUGAGGAUGAUGAAGAAGAGCGGGAGGUUACGUCGCCUCAACGCGAGCGGGCGGGCAGUUCGGUCCUUCAUCCUGCUCCCGGGGGCCCCAAAGAUGCUGCGCUGGUGUCGGCAAAGGUGGUCACCAGGUCCCAGUCCUCGGGACAGCGCCGGAGGUACUGGGACGGCUCGGACGACGAGUGGGAGAGCGACACUGAGCUGUUCCUGCUCGGGGACAGUCCCUCGAGGCAUUCAAUGCAGAACAGCCUGAAGAAAAAGCCUCUGCCGCCUGUGAAGUUUUUAGAAGGUGAAGUUAUUUGGGCAAAGUUCAACCGGAGACCGUGGUGGCCCUGCGAGGUGACCAUUGACCCCGUGCAGGGAAUCUACCACAGAGUGAAAGAACCCAGUGACCGGCCCUGUCGCCUCUACCACAUCAGGACGUUUGGGGAGCCUGUGGAGCUAAUCUGGGUUGAGGAGAAAUCAACCCACACCUUCCAUGGAGGCUUUGAAUUCGAACAGCUCCCCCUGCUGCGCCGGAGGGGGAAGCAAAGGGAGCAGAACUACAAAUACACUAUUGCAAAGCGUUUUCAGAACUCUUGGAAAUCCAGUGUAGCAAAAGCUGAAUCUAUUCUCCCAGACAGACCCAAAAUGGCUUCCUCCAUUUCUUCGUCCAUAGACGAUGCCUUCCACGACAGUUCAAUGCCGGAGAGAGUGAACAAGACCCAUCCAACCUUUCCUUCUUCUACUUCACCCACUCUUCCUGAGACAUCGCACAUGACUAAUGGAUUGGUUUUAUCCCCAGUAAUUUCAUCCCCAGUAACAACUCCAACAAAGCCAAGCACUUUAAGGAAAUCUUCUGGCAAGAAGAAACCAAGUAAAUCGUCAAAGGACUUCAAUAGUAAACACUCCAAAAAGGCGUUGUGUCAUAGCCCUGACCAGUCAGUUAGAGACAAUGGAGAGUGCCCAUAUUCUGACAUUGACUCAGUCCCGAAGAUUUUGUGUCCUAAAGCACUUGAACGUCAGUCUAAGCUUGUCCUGACUCAACCAUCUGUUACAGUUGUCAAAGAGGCGAAGAAGCAGCCAGAGAUUCAGAGCGGUCUUUGGUUCAGUAAGUCAGGCAAAGACAGACGCCCUAAAACGACCAGUCCGAUGCCAGACCGCACUCUAUUUAGUAAGGUGCCCUGUAAGAAAAAGAACUCAUCUGUAAGUAAAAAGACGCUUGUUCCUAGUGCUUCCUCCAGUGGUGGGCACAAUGACCAGUCAGGGUUGUUGGACAAGCAUAAGACUCUGGUACCUCCUGAAACAAUUCUACCGCCUGAACAAUCAGGAUAUUUGAAGUGUAAAGACACCCCGGUUGCUAAUAGACCUUUUGGUACAACUGGCAGUCCUGCUGACCAAUCAGGAUUGUCAGACAGACAGAAGGUCUCCGUUGAGACUGCUGUACUCUCUGACAAGUGUGAAUAUUCAAAGAGACAGACAGCCAGUAAUACCACUGGCACUGUGAUUGGCACAGUGUCUGACCAGUUAGGUAGCUCAGAUGUAAAAAAGGCCUCUGAGCCCAGUUUCAGUGACCAAUCCAGGUUUUCAGAGAGUGUAAAGGGUGUCGGUCGAACUGAACAUUCAGACAUUACGGCUAAUAAAAAGGUCUAUGUGAUUGACAGGAUUUCUCACCAAGCAGAAGAAAAAGAAAGCAACAAGACUCCACUUUCUAGUUCAAAUGUUGACACUACUGACUCAUUAUCAAGGCUAGAAAAGCAAACAAGUCUGGUCUCUAAGUGUAGGCUGCCUUUUGUCAAAUUAAUACGCAAGGACAUAAAAGGUAAGAAGUUCCUAACCUCCAGUGUAACCAUUAGUCCCAAGGACCAACUUGCAUGUACAAAAAGGAAUGAAAAAGAUACUAAUGCAACUAAAACGUCCUCAAAACAAUCAGAUAGUGUGAAAAGCAAGGCAAGCGUCUCCAUAGAUCAGGUAUCGGUCAUUUCUUCAGAAUCCAUAAAGGUCUCAGUUAAGAAGUUAAAAGCAAGAUGUGGGACCGGUAUUCUUCGUCUCUCAUCAGAAUCAUCACAAGGUAAAGCUAUCGUUGCCUCCGAUGUGGCGAGUGUGUCUGAUGAGUUACGUAGUCCAGAAGCGGAAAGGAUACCAGUUUUAAUUGUGAACAAUGAGAGCAAUGAGACGAACCAAUCAGACCGGUCAGAAGGUAAGAAGACUUCUGCCUCAGAUGUAACAAGCACGUCGUCUGAGCAGUUAGGAAGCUCGGAGCCUAAACCUACGACGGUGACUAGUACAGUAGUUAAUACAACUCCGCUGUCUUCUCAACGGCAUGCGAAUUUAGCCUGUAAGAACCUCCCCGAAGGCCUGUCUUCUGAGAAGUUCAAGAAAGUUGUCUACAAAUCAAAGCAGAUUGCAGAGAAAGUGAAUAAACUACUAAAUGAGCAGCCUGCCCACCUCCCGGCCAGCAGCCGGCUUAUGACCCGAGCCCUGAAGGCACUGCAGGAGGCGGACCAGAGGAAGCGUGAAAGAGCCCGAAAGGAGGUUGUGCAGAAAGAACUCUUAAAUCCACAAAGUAAAGAUGAGUCCACUUGGAAUCCUGAGGCCAAACGGAACUUUUGCACUAAAGUAAAAUCUCAUUGUAAUGACAAUGGCGAGUAUGAUCAGGACACCUUUUCUAGCUGUAGCACCUCACCUUUGAUUUUCUCGGAUUCAACUGACUUUGAAGUCAAGAGCGAAGAUGAAAACCUCUCAAUAUCCUCAACUCCACCAAUGGACUUCAUACCUCUUACUUCCAAGGUAAAGGCAGAGAAGGAAGAUCAUUCCUCUGACAUAUGCACCUCGUCCUCGCCUUCCUCACCAUUUUCUUUUAUGAAUGCCUUUAAAAACGUGGAGGAGGUCUCCUUCCAGUCACUGACGAAUGAGGGUGAUGGUAAACCCGUCUCUUUCAAAGCAGACACAAACUACAAGUUCAGCACUUUCCUUAUGAUGCUAAAAGACUUGCAUGACACUAGAGAGCGGGAAGGGACCCCCUUAGAACUGGAAAUUGGGCCUCCGAGUGCACAUGUUAAGCAGGAACCCCUAGUGAUGCCUGGGGAGGCUACGCCUGCAGGCAAAGAUCAACUCAAUGAACAUGUUAACAGUUCAGGUUCAGACAAAUUCAAAAUCACACAGAAUGAAGGCAGCACAAGUCAGACAUCCAAGAGGCCCUACAACAGAAGGGGCGGCUCCACUGGGGUGAAAAAGAAAGCCAACCGCAAAGUGCCUUGUCGUCCUGCCAGGUCUGGACCGGGUUUCCCAGGACUGGAGUCUUUGCCAUCAUCAGGAGUGGAUUGCCAAUCAAGGGUCCAGUCCCUGUUGGGCAUACAGACCUGCAGCUGGGAGAGGCAGGCAGGAGGAGGCGAAGGAGUGGUUGGAGAGGAGGAGGAGGAUGAGAGGUGGAGCAGGGUUAAUGAGAAUCUACAGAACAUGGUGCCUUUGGAGCAGAGGGGGUGCAACACUACUCUAUGUCUGGAGCAGCCGAAUGGCCUUGUUGCAGACUGCACUGAGUCCAACACAAGCUUGAUGCGAAAUGUUGGAGAAGGCGACAAGGCACCAACAGCACACAAACGAAUACGAAAACCGAGCAAGAGACUGAUCGAAUGGACCGAAGAAUACGACCAGAUUUUCUCCACGAGGAAGAAAAAACAAAAAGCCUCUCCAGUUGAUUGGAAAGGUAAAACUCAUACAAAGUCCCUCAGCCCAUCACCGCCGCCGCCACCACCACCACCACCACCGCCGCCGCCACCACCACCACUGCCGCUGCCGCCGCUGACCACCCCAUCUGAACCCUCGGGAUUGGACAAGGAUGCACACGACCACCCAUCCUUGAGCUUACUUCCUGAAAUACAGACGCCGCCUCCUGAGGAAGUCGCUGCAACAACACCCUAUGAACUACAAAUUCCCAGCACUGAAAACACGUCUUCCCAGGAUGCACCGGUGCUCUCCAUUGACACACUAACUCCUCCCCCCGAGGCUGAUCCCUUGCUGUCCGAAGGCCCCGUCAAAGACACCGGAAACGCUCCAGUGCUGGGGAGGAAGCGGAAGAGGAAACCCACCCAGAAGAUCCUGGAGUACUGUCUGGAGGCGGAGGCGUCAACGGGGCCCAAGAAGAAGGUCAAAACACUGAAGAACUGUUCGAAUCCUGCUCCUCAAUCAGAUCCGGCGCCGCCAUCUUUAAAAUCAAAGAGUAAGCAGCUGACGGCGUCCGGCUCCACACCGCCCGCUACAGAGAUCCCCAUCUGUCCUCCCACCACGCCCCCCGUUCAGACAGACCCCCCUCCCAGCACCCCGGCUCCCUCCACGCCGGCGGCCGACCCACCAGAACCCGCCCAGGCGGAGACGGAGACGGAGACGCCGGACGUCGAUGCUCCUCAAGCGGAGGACGGGAAAGUUCAAGAAGUCAAAAAGGACACAGCGGAGUCAGAGGGCGAUCCGUCCAGUUUGGAUCACAGUUUCUCUUCCGGAAAGGACGACCUGUCGCUGUGUGACGACCCGCUUUUACCCUCCAGGAAGAUCAUAGGUGAUCGAGGAGGCCCCGCCUCCAUGAAGGAGAACAUCUGUCAGGUGUGUGAGAAGACAGGUGAGCUGCUGCUCUGUGAGGGUCAGUGCUGUGGAGCUUUCCACCUGCCCUGCAUCUCCCUGGCCGAGGCCCCGAAAGGGAAGUUUGUCUGUCCGGAGUGCAAAUCGGGCGUCCACACGUGCUUCGUCUGUAAGAAGCGCAGCGAGGACGUGCGGCGCUGUAUGAUUCCCGUCUGUGGGAAGUUCUACCACGGCGAGUGCAUCGCCAACUUCGCCCCGACCGCGCCGGUGAACCGAGGCUUCCGCUGCUCGAUCCACGUCUGUCUCACCUGCUUCAUCACCAACCCGAGCAGCCCGUCCGUCUCUAAAGGUCGUCUGGUUCGGUGCGUUCGCUGCCCCGUAGCCUAUCACGCCACUGACCUCUGCAUGGCAGCGGGCUGCGUCGUCCUCUCCAACAACAGCAUCGUGUGUCCGAACCACUUCACCCCCCGCCGCGGCGUCAAGAACCACGAACACGUCAACGUCAGCUGGUGCUUCGUCUGCACCGAAGGGGGCAGUCUGCUGUGCUGUGAGUCCUGUCCUGCUGCCUUCCACCGGGAGUGUCUGAACAUGGAAAUGCCAAAAGGCAGCUGGUACUGCAACGACUGCAAGGCCGGGAAGAAACCUCGCUACAAGGACAUCCUGUGGGUGAAGGUUGGCCGGUACAGAUGGUGGCCAGCGGAGGUCAGCCAUCCCAAAACCAUCCCGGAGAACAUCCAGCGGAUGAGGCACGAUGUCGGGGAGUUUCCCGUUCACUUCUUUGGCUCCAACGACUACCUGUGGACCUACCAGGCCCGGGUCUUCCCUUAUAUGGACGUGGACGCCAACAGCAAAGAGAAGAUGGGGAAAGGUGUCGAUGCCACCUACAAGAAAGCUUUGGAGGAGGCGGCUGUUCGGUUUCGUGAGCUUCAGGCGGAAAAAGAGCUUCGACAGCUUCAAGAGGACAGAAAGAACGACAGGAAACCUCCUCCGUACAAACACAUAAAGGUGAAUCGACCAAUAGGAAAGGUUCAGAUCUUCACGGCCGACCUGUCGGAGAUCCCGCGCUGCAACUGUAAGGCGACAGACGAGAGUCCGUGUGGGAUGGACUCCGAGUGCAUCAACCGGAUGCUGCUGUACGAAUGUCACCCACAGGUUUGCCCGGCAGGCGAUCGCUGCCUCAACCAGGCGUUCAGUAAGCGUCAGUACAGUCAGGUGGAAAUCUUCAGGACGCUGUCUCGAGGCUGGGGACUCCGCUGUGUCCACGACAUCAAGAAGGGUCAGUUUGUGAGCGAGUACGUCGGGGAGGUGAUCGACGAGGAGGAGUGCAGGUCGAGGAUCCGACACGCUCAGGAGAACGACAUCUGUAACUUCUACAUGUUGACUCUGGACAAGGAUCGGAUCAUCGACGCCGGGCCGAAGGGGAACGAGGCUCGCUUCAUGAACCACUGCUGUCAGCCCAACUGUGAGACGCAGAAGUGGACGGUGAGCGGCGACACUCGGGUCGGGCUGUUCGCUCUGGUGGACGUCGCUGCAGGCACUGAGCUCACCUUCAACUACAACCUGGAGUGUUUGGGCAACGGGAAGACGGUUUGUAAAUGCGGAGCGCCGAACUGCAGCGGCUUCCUGGGCGUCAGGCCGAAGAACAAUCCUCCGUCUGAUGACAAAGGUCGCAAGCUGAAGAGGAGGGGCCACGGCAAGAGGAAGAACAAGGUUGUGGUGACCAAAGAGCGAGAGGACGAGUGCUUCAGCUGCGGAGACGGUGGACAGAUGGUUUCCUGUAAGAAACCCGGCUGCCCCAAAGUUUACCACGCCGACUGCCUCAACCUCACCAAGAGGCCCGCAGGUCGUUGGGAAUGUCCGUGGCACCAGUGCGAUAUUUGCGGUAAAGACGCGGCGUCCUUCUGCGAGAUGUGUCCCAGUUCCUACUGCAACCAGCACCGCGACGGCCUGCUCUUCAUCUCCAAGCGGGACGGAAAGCUGUUGUGCAGCGAGCACGACCCCUGUGGUCCCGAACCGCUGGAGCCGGGGGAGAUCCGGGAGUACCCGUCUGAACCCAGGUCCCUCCCCUCGGGUCUGGGCAUGGCCGUCAUCCCGUCCGCCGCCUCUAACGCCGCCGCCGCCGGCGUGACCCCGAGCACCAGGAGGGUCCAGGAGAUCAGCGCCGGCGCCGAGUCACUUCCUGCUUUUUCCAUCCCGGUGCCCAUCACUAUUCCCGUCGCCGCGCCCGCCGCCUCGCCUCCACCGAACAGCAGCUCGGACGCUCCCAGCAGCCCGCACGUGUUUGACCUCCCGCACUACUCGCCCAUCUCGUCGUACGAGGAGGAGAGGGAUGAAGAGGAGGAGGAGGAGGAGGAGGAGGAGGAGGAGGAAGAGGAGGAGGAUGAGGAGCUGGCGGAAGUGGAGGAGGAGGAGUCAGCGGAGGAGGGCGAGGUCGGGAGGCAGAAAUCAGACCCUCAGGAAGAGGAUGGGGAGGUGAUGGAGGAGGUGGAGGAGGAUUAUUUAGAGGAGGACGAGGACGACGAUGAUGAAGAGGAGGAGGAGGAGGAAGAGGAAGAGGAGGAGGAGUGACGCACAGUGACCUGGAGGAGUCACUACGGAGAGGAGGCAUCACACAAGCAGCCCAGUCUGUCACUGUUUGUAUCCAACGAGCAGCUGGAUGUACGGAGGAACUUUCAGGACAAAACUAAAUCAACACGUAAAUAAAUUCUCCGUAAAAGAAUAAAAACAAACUGUAGAAUCUCAUAAAUACUUUUAUUUAGUAUUCAUUUAGUUUUGUCCUCAUAAUCGCUAUUAAAAAAAAAACUAAACCUUUUCCUGGAUUUCCUCGGUCCACGCUGUCGGACACGGUUCAGUGACUUUGCACACACUGGCGCUGACUGCACCUUCACCUGAGAGGAAACAAAGACGCAUAUUUCACUCCGACUUUCACUUGUUUUCUCCAGAUUUUGACUGAUUUCACCUGCUGGUUUCCGUUGGUUUUUAUUUUCUUUCUGUAGUAUUUAAGGUGUCGUGUGUGUCAGUAGUUGGAGGCGGUCGUUGUGUCGGCAGCAUCGCGGAGCCGGUGUGUUUCACGCUGGAGAGAGGACGGCGCUGUAGCUUCCUGCCGAGGUACGGCGAACUCUUCGGCAGUCACACAAAGUUUAUCUGUGAAUGAACCAACCAGCCUCAACUGGAGCCUCCCUAAGCCCCGCCCCCUCUCUGCUCUUUCCUAUCUUUGGAUAUGCUAUAUGCUAAGCUAAUCUACGUUGAAAAGACAACCACAUUUUGAAGAUGGUAUUUAUGAUAUAAAGUCACAUCUUAAGAUUAUCUACAUUCCUUGUUAGCUAGCGAGUUACAUAUUAUAGCAAAUGUUAUCGAAACGUGAACUAGUAUGAAUCAGUUGUUAGUCAGUUAACAUUUUCUAACAUUAGCUAACUUCAGAUGUGACUAUAUAAAUGUCUUUUAUCUUUUAACCAUCUUCAAAAUGUUGUCGUCUUUCCAACACAGCUUAGCUUAGCACGUAGCAUCUCUUAUCUUCCGGAAGGGGCGGGACUAACAGGAAGCGUCUUAUUUCUGCUUUUUGGGUCGGUGGACUUUGUUUACGUCUUUCAGGAGUUCAGUAGGAUGAAUUCGGUUUGUUGUGGACGCCGUUGCUUCCGUUGACGCUCCGGAUCUUCUCCACUUCCUCCGAUCGAUAGAUGCUGUUUGAUCAUGUGAUCGGCCGCCUGGCGUGGCCCCGUAGUUCUGGACUGAAGCUGCCAGCAGCCAGUAUUCGAAAAGACACUUUAUCUAAAUUUAAUGCCAAAAAAAAAAAAGGAUUAGAAAUGGACAUUCAGCGUUGGACUGUUCCUCCACGGCAUCGAACGCUGGGAACGCCUCGCCCUGAUGAUUGCUGGCGGUCUGUAGGUUUGCUCCAGUGUGUACGCUGUGCUCUGUAGUCAUUAUUUAUAAACCGUUCUGUGACGCACAAACGAUGGCGAGGGGAGCUCCUCGUUCCCUCCUCGUCUCUCGCUGUCCGCCGGAGGAGGAAACUAAAGUCUUCAGAUUGGACGCGAGACGCUUGAAACGACGGCCAUGAUGCUUUGCACUCGCAGUUAUGUGUUCUUGCCACACGUGUUUCGCUCUGUCUUCAAGCUUAAUAUUGUCUGUGUGUGAUCUGCCAAUGCCUUAGAGUGUAUUUCUUUGGAGAUAUUUUUAAGGAAUGGUUGGAGAAGUGUCCCUACUAAUGCCUUUUUACAGUUGCCCAACAAGCAAUGUCUCAUUCCAGUGUAAUUAUGACCUGUUAGAUCUCAACCGUUCACCUGUUAAAACAACUGCUAUAUAAAUAUAUAAGAAAAAGAAGUUAUGAAAUAA